Messenger RNA from Dichomitus squalens LYAD-421 SS1, 822 nucleotides. RefSeq lists its product as uncharacterized. The transcript has 3 exons. The coding region runs from base 1 to 822 and encodes 273 amino acids. Lineage: Eukaryota; Fungi; Basidiomycota; Agaricomycetes; Polyporales; Polyporaceae. The record is from RefSeq and is a predicted model, not a curated record.
AUGGACAUCAGCUUCGUCUCCACAGACCCCUUCAACACCGAGGUCAUUGAUAGCGCCACGGGGAACUUGCUGUAUGACAUCGAGACGCCCUUCAAACUCUUGCGGAAGCGUACGACGACCAUCUGGACGGCACGAAAGAAGGUAGUCGGCCUUUACGAGCGAAGCUGGGGCCACAAUAGAGUUGCAUACUUGGGUGAGACGAGGAAGGUGGCGGAAUGGCUACCGAAGGAGAGCCCAAUGUCAAGCUCGAGGACGUUCGUCGCACCUAAUCAAAAAGUGUACACGUGGACACUGGCUAGUGGAGGCACUUUCAAGCUUUUCGAUGCCGCAACGCAAGCGGCGGUAGCAGAGACACGCUAUACAAGCGCAGGUACUCGAUCGCGCAAACCCCACAUCAGUAUCAACAUCGGAGCAGAGCUUGUACCGUUCCUCGACGCUGUUCUUCUUGCGUUUCUCAUAUGUGAGGACGAGCGACGCGAUAUUGAUCAACAGGCGACGGAUGCUGGGCCGCCAUUGGUCCAGGACACCGGUUUCAACGGCCACGUGGCUUCAGACACUGGACUCGAAGCGUCGGUUGUCGCGAAUGCUGGUCUGUCCGACGUGAAUGUGGUUGAGCAAACGGAGGCCCACGUGAACGUUGGCACUAGUGCAGUUUUCGACGCAGGUGCCCACGGAGGCGGGGGUGCCGGUGCGGAUUCGGGACAGGAGUCCAGCCUCGGCGAUGGUGGAAAUGACGGAGGGGUCAUGGCAAAUGCGGCAGACCAUGGCGGGGCUUGGGGAGAUACUGGAGGAUAUGGAGGUGAUGCAGGUGGAGGAGAAUAA